Erythranthe guttata (spotted monkey flower) is the source of this 1047-nucleotide messenger RNA. Its product is annotated as Tetratricopeptide repeat (TPR)-like superfamily protein. The record is from RefSeq and is a predicted model, not a curated record. Lineage: Eukaryota; Viridiplantae; Streptophyta; Magnoliopsida; Lamiales; Phrymaceae. Gene Ontology annotation, molecular function: protein binding.
UUUCUCUUCUGAAAUUGCAACAGUUAAAAAAGAGAGAAAAAAAAGGAUCUAGUAAAUUAAGAAGCAUUAGAAUUAAUUAAUGGAGUCUCUGAUUUUUCGAACCGGAUCCGGUUCAAUUCCUCUCCAAUCUCCACUACCGCCGGCUUCACCUCGACACUCCGUCUCCUUAUCCGCCGCCGCCGCCGGUGGUGGUGUAUUUUCCGGCGAUAAGAACGGUUCGCCACCACAGAGGAUCUCCCUGAAUAUGGAGGUAUCUCGCCGGAGCAUUCGCCGUUCGUAUUCCGAACCCGACGUCGCUCGGUCGGAGUUCAGGGCUCUGAGUAAGCUGGGCUCGCGAUCUUUCACGGCUCUACCGGAGGUGGAUCAGCACGGCGGAAGUACUGAAUUGGGUUUCCCAGGCGGCGGAAUGAAGAAGAACAGGAAUUCCGGCGGCGGAGGCGGAGGAGGAGGUGGAAUUGGAAGCGGCGGCGGCGACGACGAUCGGCACAAAAUGGGGGAAUAUUACGAAGAAAUGCUGAAGUCAGAUCCGAGAAACUCGCUGCUGUUGGGAAACUACGCCAAAUACUUGUGCGAGGUGGAGAAAGAUGUGGUGAAAGCAGAAGAGUAUUAUGGGAGGGCAAUAUUGGCAAACCCAGGUGAAUGUGAUGGAGAAGUACUUUCACUGUAUGGAAAAUUGAUAUGGGAUAUACAUAGAGAUGAAAACAGAGCUAAUUUUUACUUCAACCAAGCUCUUCUAGCUUCCCCUCACAAUUGUAUGAUAAUGGGUUCGUAUGCGAAUUUCAUGUGGGAAGUUGAGGAGGAGGAAGAAAAAGAAAUUGGGAGAUCAGUUAAUAAUAAUAGUAUAGCAUCAUCAAUUAUGGUGGAAGCUUUCUAAUUUAAUAUUGUAAUCUUAAAUAUAUAUUAUAUAAAUUACAGCUAUCAGUCAGUCAGUCGUAGGUUUUUCUAACAAUGUUACAGAUACAAUCAUACAACAACAAUGUAAGAGGAAAACAGUUCUGAAUUCUAGUCGGCGAGGAUGUAUAUAUAAAGUGUAUAUUUCUUUUUCUU